GCCACAGGGGCGGCCGGGACGGGCCCAGCGGGGCGCCCCGCCAUGGCGAGCCCCGCACGCCCGCGGCAGGAGCCGGCGGCGGGAGAGCGGCGGCUUCUUGGAGCGGCCCCGACGGUGCCCCGCGACGCCAAGCUGAUGCUGCUGGAGCUGCGCCGCUGCGGGCGGCCGCCGUCCCCCGGCCCCGGCAUGCGGCGGGAGGAGGUGGAGGAGGAGGCAGAGGAGGAGGAGGAAGAGGAAGAGGAGGAAGCGGCGGCGGGCGAAGACUGUUGCAGCAAGUGCAAGAAGCGGGUGCAAUUCGCCGACUCGCUGGGGCUGAGCCUCGCCAGCGUCAAGCACUUCAGCGACGCCGAGGAGCCGCAGGUGCCGCCUGCCGCGCUGUCCCGCCUGCAGAGCCCGGCCGCCGCCGAGCCGGACCCGCUGCCUCCCGGUGAGGACCCGCCGCAGCCCACGCCGCGCCUGGUGCCCGACUUCCCCGACGGCGGGGAGCCCAGCGCCGAGCGGCUGCAGCGGCAACGAGUCUGCCUGGAGCGGCUGGGGCGGCCCGCGGCGCCCACCGACGUGCGGGGCACGGUGCGAGUGUGGGGCGGCCCCGGCCCCCAGGAGGUGACGGUGCGCUACACCUUCAACGAGUGGCUCUCCUUCUUGGACGUCCCGGCCGCCCCGCUGCCCCCCGACCCGCCGGCCGAGCGCUACUGCUUCACCCUGCCUGUCCCGCCGAGCCUGCGGGAGGGCUCGGCCCUUCACUUCGCCAUCCGGUACCGCGGCCCGCAGGGCGAGUUCUGGGACAACAACGGCGGCCGCAACUACACUCUGCGGUGCUGCGGCUGCCUCGAGAUAGGCCCCCGCGAUUGAUGGGCGCC
Messenger RNA from Pezoporus occidentalis (night parrot), 860 nucleotides. RefSeq names its product protein phosphatase 1 regulatory subunit 3G (gene PPP1R3G). The record is from RefSeq and is a predicted model, not a curated record. Gene Ontology annotation, biological process: regulation of glycogen biosynthetic process. Gene Ontology annotation, cellular component: protein phosphatase type 1 complex. The transcript has a single exon. Gene Ontology annotation, molecular function: protein phosphatase 1 binding; glycogen binding. The coding region runs from base 43 to 852 and encodes 269 amino acids. Lineage: Eukaryota; Metazoa; Chordata; Aves; Psittaciformes; Psittacidae.